Messenger RNA from Racocetra fulgida, 285 nucleotides. NCBI's taxonomy places the organism in Eukaryota, Fungi, Glomeromycota, Glomeromycetes, Diversisporales, Gigasporaceae. The record is from the annotation of a GenBank genome assembly.
AUUGGCAGAUACGUGUAUUGGCCUUUUUACUUGGAGUUGCUGAAGCCAAUGCAUUUUUAUCAUUUAAAAAAUGGCGUGAAGGAGCACAUGAUACUUCGCAUUUUGAUUUUAGACGACAAUUGGCAUUUGAAAUUCUUAAUGAAGAUUACCUUAAUUUAAGGAAUCCAUCACCAAAUAAAAAGCAAAAAGCUCCAACUGAACUACAGCACAAAUUAUUACCUCUUCCAAAAAAAAAAAAGACCCGAAAUAUUACAACUUACCCGCAGCUUCGCUGCAUAUAUUGUG